AUGGAUAGCCGACGCUGCCGUUCACAGCGAAGCUCAGAGAUCCGCUGCACAGCAAAGCUCAGAGAUGAAGCGGCGCUCGCCGCUGUACAGGCGAUGGAGAUGAAGCGACGCUCGUCGCUGCACAUCGAAGCGCUACUGCACAGCGACGAGCUCCACCGUGAAAACAAGAUGGGUGAAGUCAUUCUGGGCAUGCCAGGACCUUGGGCUGAUAAUAAUUACGAAGCAGCUGAUCAUUAUACAACAAAAAUUGGUGGACUUCCUGACUGGCCUUUUCCAGCUAAUAUUGAGAGGCAUGAUCUGCUCGAGUGCAGUGCAUGUGGUAACAAUCUUUGUCUCAUUGUCCAGGUUUAUGCUCCUAUUUCAAAUAAAUCUUUGGAAAUAGAGGAGCGAGUGAUCUAUGUUUUUGGUUGCGUGAAGCCAGAGUGUAGGAGCACUCCUGUAAGCUGGAGAGUUCUUCGAGUUCAGAAGCCUUCUGGCAGUGUGGAAUUGGAAUCCCCCUCUGAUAAAAUGGUCCCUAUAACUUCUCGUUCAGUUUCAAAUAAUGAUUGGCGGGAGGAUUUGUGGUCUUUUGAAUCUGGAGGUGAGGAUGGUGAUGGUGACAUAGAUCUGGAGCAGUUGGGUAGGGCACUUUCUGAAGCUGCAAGUGUUACUUCCGUUUCCAAAAAACAAAGUUGUGAUACUGCAUCUAGUGGGAAGCGUCUACCUGUAGGCCGACCUGCUAGCUCCAUUGAUGAUAAAAUACCAGUGGUACCUUGCUUUUAUAUAUAUGCGGAGAAAGAGAAAUUCUCGAAAGACGUUAUUCCUGAAUUUUCAAAGUUGAGCUUGCUCUGUACCAAAGAGAAUGAAGAAAAUCGUGAUGAUGAAUCAGAUGGGGAACCAUGGGAACAAGAGAGUUAUGAAUACGAUAAAGCAUUGAAUGCUGAUAGGACUUACCUCAAGUUCAAAAAACGAAUGGAUGCAUACCCUGAGCAAUGUUUCAGAUAUUCGUACGGUGGAAAGCCAUUACUGGCUUCUGGAGAGGUGGGAGAUCCCGGGACAUGCAGGCUCUGUGGUGGGGCAAGGAACUAUGAAAUGCAACUGAUGCCCCCCAUAAUAUAUUUCUUACAGGAAGCUGCUGAUGAUCAACAGAGGAUAUUUGUAGAGAAAUUUGACUGGAUGACUUUGAUUAUCUACACUUGUUCCAAGAGCUGCUCCCACUUGAAUCAAGAAAAAUCGUAUAAAGGCUGGGUUAUAGCAGAGGAGGCUGUUGUCAUUCAAUAUGAAUAG
This is a messenger RNA of Fraxinus pennsylvanica, 1266 nucleotides long. The record is from the annotation of a GenBank genome assembly. NCBI's taxonomy places the organism in Eukaryota, Viridiplantae, Streptophyta, Magnoliopsida, Lamiales, Oleaceae.